CAUCUCUAUAACUCUUCACCCACUUCAAAUCUCUCUCUCUCUUUCUCUCAAUCUAACAGACUCAUGUUGGCAAAGAAGAUGGUUUCCUUCAAGAAAUUGGCAAAGAAGGCCAAGAAGAUGGGCGAUGGGACGGACCGUGAGCAAUCACCGCACCACGAGUUCCUGCUCGGCGAGUUCGAGGAAGGAACGUCCUCGUCCCCGAAGACGCCCGACGGCUUCUUCGCGGUCUACGUGGGGGACGAGCACCAGAGGUUCGUGGUGCCCACGAGCUUCCUCUCGCACCCUCUUUUCAAAAUCCUGCUAGAGAAGGCGUCCAACGAGUUCGGAUUCGAGCAGCGGGAAAGGCUGGUGGUUCCAUGCAGCGUGUCCACAUUCCAAGAGGUGUUGCGUGCUAUCGAGGGCUGCAACGGGAGGUUCGACUUUGGGAAACUGGGGGAGGAGCUCAUAUAGCAUAUGGUUGAUGAAACUACCGGAUGUUGAACAAAGAGAUUUUGCAUUAAAAAGGUGUUUCUGUGAGGAAGUUCGAACGUUUCUGGGUCGAAUUAACAUGAUCUUGAUUCCCCCUUUUUCUUGGUUUAAGAGUGUCAUGAACAUACUCGAAAGGGAUCAUAUGUGAUCUAGCAUCAGCUCCCACCAUGAAAUCAACUCAUGGUCGAGCUCAAAUUGUGAAGGAAUGGGAAAGCUUCGAUAUCUUAGGAUAGUCAUAUUUUUUUCAAGUAGUGUGAGUGGUAUACCUUCUCUCCAUCCACGAAUCCUUCAGGUCACUGUACGAUAUAACGAGAAGAAAAA
Messenger RNA from Rhodamnia argentea, 789 nucleotides. Its product is annotated as auxin-induced protein X15. Bases 64 to 450 code for a protein of 128 amino acids. The record is from RefSeq and is a predicted model, not a curated record. Gene Ontology annotation, biological process: response to auxin. NCBI's taxonomy places the organism in Eukaryota, Viridiplantae, Streptophyta, Magnoliopsida, Myrtales, Myrtaceae. The transcript has a single exon.